Acanthoscelides obtectus is the source of this 309-nucleotide messenger RNA. The record is from the annotation of a GenBank genome assembly. NCBI's taxonomy places the organism in Eukaryota, Metazoa, Arthropoda, Insecta, Coleoptera, Chrysomelidae.
AUGAUGUAUGUGUGUUCUACCUACAGGCCUAGCAUCACAACUUUAAAUACAAAUAGACGAGCUAUACAAAACAUUAUUUUGAGUUAAGGACAUGUAGGCAGGCAGCAGCGGUGGCCGCAGUCGGUCUCCUGAUCAGUCGCCGUGCGCUGUGCGGGUUCGAGUCCCGUCCCAGGAGAAAUUUUUCUCUUGGCUAUGGAUGUUGUGAUUGUCCGUAGGUGGUAGACGGUCUCUGACUGUCGAACGCAGAGGUACCACCCGGCGGAUCUCGUAGGCGGGGCCAGAAAAUGUGCAUGUUACAUGGACACGUGU